AUGGCCGAGGACAACAACGGUGGCAACAGCAACAGCGGAGGCGCCAACGCGAACACCACCGCCGAGGUUCAGAUACAAAUCCCAGCAGGACCAUCGAAAACCGAAGCUCCAGCCACUCAAGAAGGACCAUCCGGAAGCUCCAAAGCUAAGAAUUGGAAACGGUGGUUUAUGGUGGCAGCGGAUGCAAUCUUUCUCAUUGUUGGUCAGACAUCAGCAACACUGUUAGGGAGAUACUACUACAGUCAAGGUGGCAACAGCAAGUGGCUAUCAACAUUUGUGCAGACUGCUGGCUUCCCUAUAUUGUUCUUCGGCUUGUUCUUUUUCCCUUCAAAGUCGUCUUCCAGCGAAACUCCGAUCGGAAAAAUUGCCAUGAUAUAUAUUGUCUUGGGGCUUAUCAUAACCGCGGACAACAUGAUGUAUUCCCAUGGGCUGUGGUUUCUUCCAGUCUCAACCUUUUCACUCAUCUGUGCUAGUCAGUUGGCCUUCAACGUCUUCUUCUCAUACGUCUUAACCUCUCAGAGACUCACCGGUUUAAUCAUGAACUCCGUGGUACUGCUUACCUUGGCUGCUUUACUCCUUGGAGUCAAUCAUGAAUCUCAUGGACCUACUGGUGGUGUCAUAGGAGGAAAGUAUCUUGUGGGUUUCCUGUUGACACUAGGAGCAUCAGGCACCUACGCACUUAUCCUUUCCCUUAUGCAACUUACAUUCGAGAAUGUGAUCAAGAAACAAACCUUCUCAGCAGUUUUAAACAUGCAGAUAUAUACUGCACUUGUGGCAACUUUUGCUUCUCUUGUUGGACUAUUUGCAAGUGGAGAAUGGAUGGAUUUAAAAGAGGAGAUGGAUAGGUUCCAAUCAGGAGAGUUCUCCUACCUGAUGACACUGGUGUGGACAUCCGUUUCUUGGCAGGUCGCUUCUAUUGGAGUGGUGGGCUUGGUUUUUGAGGUAUCGUCCUUGUUCUCGAAUGUGAUCAGCACAUUUGCUCUACCUAUUGUCCCUCUUUUUGGUGUGAUGGCCUUUCAUGACAAGAUGAAUGGAGUCAAGAUCAUAGCCAUGCUAAUUUCGAUAUGGGGUUUUCUUUCAUAUCUAUAUCAAAACUAUCUCGAUGAUAAGAAAGCUAGAAGUGCAUAG
Molecule: messenger RNA, 1128 nt
Organism: Miscanthus lutarioriparius
Lineage: Eukaryota; Viridiplantae; Streptophyta; Magnoliopsida; Poales; Poaceae
Source: the annotation of a GenBank genome assembly